AGGGGUGUAACUCAUCAUGUCGAAAGUGAUCCAGAAGAAGAACCACUGGACUAGCAAGGUUCACGAAUGCACGGUGAAGAGAGGACCCCUGGGCGAGUUGGGGGUGACCGUGCUGGGGGGCGCGGAGAAUGGGGAGUUUCCAUAUGUCGGAGCGGUGGCGGCGGCGGCGGCCGAGGCGGCGGAGCUUCCUGGAGGCAACGAGGGCCCAAAGCUGGGCGAAGGAGAGCUACUUCUGGAGGUGCAGGGCAUUCGGGUGUCGGGCUUGCCUCGCUAUGACGUGCUGGGAGUCAUCGACAGCUGCAAGGAGGCCGUCACCUUCAAAGCCGUCAGACAAGGAGGAAAGCUGAACAAGGACCUGCGACAUUUCCUUAAUCAACGGUUCCAGAAAGGGUCUCCUGACCAUGAGCUCCAGCAGACCAUAAGGGAUAACCUUUACUGCCAUGCUGUGCCUUGCACAACCCGAUCUCCAAGAGAAGGAGAAGUGCCUGGCGUGGAUUACAACUUUCUGACUGUGAAGGAGUUCUUGGACCUCGAGCAGAGCGGGACUCUUCUGGAAGUUGGCACCUAUGAAGGAAACUAUUAUGGGACACCCAAACCUCCUAGCCAUCCAGUCAGUGGGAAAGUGAUCACUACGGAUGCCUUGCACAGCCUUCAGUCUGGCUCCAAGCAGUCGACCCCAAAGCGAACCAAGUCCUACAAUGAUAUGCAAAAUGCUGGCAUAGUCCACGCUGAGAAUGAGGAGGAGGAUGACGUUCCUGAAAUGAACAGUAGCUUUACAGCCGAUUCUGGUGACCAAGAAGAGCACACUCUCCACGACACAACGCUGUUGCCUGUGAAUAGUAGCAUCAUUGCUGCUCCCAUCACGGACCCUUCUCAGAAGUUUCCUCAAUACCUACCUCUUUCUGCAGAGGAUAAUUUAGGUCCUCUACCUGAAAACUGGGAGAUGGCCUAUACCGAAAAUGGAGAAGUCUAUUUCAUAGACCAUAACACAAAGACGACAUCUUGGUUAGACCCUCGGUGCCUGAACAAGCAGCAGAAGCCCCUAGAAGAGUGUGAAGAUGAUGAAGAAGGGGUCCACACCGAGGAGCUGGACAGUGAACUAGAACUGCCUGCUGGUUGGGAAAAGAUUGAAGACCCUGUCUAUGGUAUCUACUAUGUAGACCACAUCAACCGGAAGACACAGUAUGAGAAUCCAGUUCUAGAAGCCAAGCGGAAGAAGCAGCUGGAGCAGCAGCAGCAACAACAGCCACAGCAGCAGCAGCAGCAGCAACCUCAGCAGCAACAACAGCUGCAGCAAUCGCAGCUGCCGCAGCAGCCUCAGCAGCCACCGCAGCAGCCGCAGCAGCCGGAAGGCAAACCUUUUUUUACACGAAACCCUUCUGAGUUGAAAGGCAAGUUCAUUCACACAAAGCUACGGAAAAGCAGUCGUGGUUUUGGCUUUACCGUUGUUGGGGGGGAUGAACCUGAUGAGUUUCUGCAGAUCAAGAGCUUGGUCCUCGAUGGUCCUGCUGCGCUGGAUGGCAAGAUGGAAACAGGAGAUGUAAUUGUCAGUGUGAAUGACACCUGUGUUUUGGGACACACACAUGCACAAGUUGUGAAAAUCUUCCAGUCCAUUCCCAUCGGUGCCAGUGUAGACCUUGAACUCUGCCGUGGUUACCCCCUGCCUUUUGACCCAGAUGAUCCCAAUACAAGUUUAGUGACCUCCGUGGCCAUUUUGGACAAAGAACCAAUUAUCGUGAAUGGUCAAGAGACUUAUGAUUCGCCAGCUAGUCACAGCAGUAAAACAGGCAAAGUCAACGGCAUGAAGGAUGCCCGGCCAAGCAGCCCUGCUGACGUGGCGUCAAAUGGUUCCCAUGGUUACCCCAACGACACUGUCUCUUUGGCCUCUUCCAUAGCCACCCAGCCUGAACUCAUAACUGUUCACAUAGUCAAAGGGCCAAUGGGCUUUGGCUUUACGAUCGCAGACAGUCCUGGCGGUGGCGGCCAAAGAGUGAAACAGAUUGUGGACAGCCCCAGGUGCCGAGGCCUGAAGGAAGGGGACCUGAUAGUGGAAGUGAAUAAGAAGAAUGUGCAGGCUCUGACUCACAACCAGGUCGUGGACAUGCUGAUCGAAUGUCCGAAAGGAAGCGAGGUCACAUUGUUGGUGCAACGAGGAGGGCUGCCAGUUCCCAAGAAGAGCCCAAAGUCGCAACCGUUGGAAAGAAAAGACAGCCAGAAUAGUUCUCAACACAGCGUUUCCAGCCACCGAAGCCUGCACACAGCAUCUCCAAGCCACAACACGCAAGUGCUCCCCGAGUACUCAACUGCAGAGGCCCCGACACCAGAGCAAGCCGACAGUUCUGGGCAGAAAAAACCAGAUCCUUUUAAAAUCUGGGCCCAGUCCAGGAGCAUGUAUGAAAACCGACCUAUGUCACCUUCGCCUGCAUCGGGAUUGAGCAAGGGUGAAAGAGAGAGAGAAAUCAAUUCCACGAAUUUUGGAGAAUGUCAGAUUCCAGAUUACCAAGAACAGGACAUCUUCCUCUGGAGAAAAGAGACUGGAUUUGGAUUUAGGAUUCUGGGUGGCAAUGAACCAGGGGAACCUAUUUAUAUUGGGCACAUCGUACCACUGGGUGCUGCUGAUACAGACGGCCGCCUGAGGUCCGGGGAUGAAUUAAUUUGUGUGGAUGGGACACCAGUCAUUGGAAAGUCACACCAGCUUGUCGUCCAGCUCAUGCAACAAGCUGCCAAGCAAGGCCACGUGAAUCUCACAGUGCGGCGUAAAGUGGUGUUUACUGUCCCCAAGGCCGAGAACGAGGUGCCGUCGCCGGCCUCCUCGCAUCACAGCAGCAACCAGCCGGCGUCGCUGACGGAGGAGAAGCGCACGCCGCAGGGCAGCCAGAACUCGCUCAACACCGUGAGCUCGGGCAGCGGCAGCACCAGCGGCAUCGGCAGCGGCGGCGGCGGCGGCAGCGGCGUGGUGAGCGCCGUGGUGCAGCCCUACGACGUGGAGAUCCGGCGCGGGGAGAACGAGGGCUUCGGCUUCGUCAUCGUGUCGUCGGUGAGCCGGCCCGAGGCAGGCACGACCUUCGCAGGCAAUGCAUGUGUGGCUAUGCCUCACAAAAUAGGUCGGAUUAUUGAGGGGAGCCCUGCUGACCGAUGUGGCAAGCUGAAAGUAGGAGACCGGAUCUUGGCAGUAAAUGGAUGUUCCAUCACCAACAAGUCCCAUUCAGACAUUGUCAACCUAAUCAAGGAAGCAGGAAACACAGUUACCCUCCGCAUCAUCCCCGGGGAUGAGUCUUCGAAUGCCACUCUGCUGACCAAUGCGGAGAAGAUCGCCACCAUCACCACUACGCACACCCCCUCUCAGCCCGGGGCCCAGGAGACCAGGAAUACUGCCAAACCAAAGCCGGAAUCUCAGUUUGAGUUCAAAGCACCCCAGGCAACCCAGGAGCAGGAUUUUUACACUGUGGAACUAGAAAGAGGAGCCAAGGGAUUUGGCUUUAGUCUUCGAGGAGGCCGAGAGUAUAACAUGGACCUUUAUGUCCUGCGCUUAGCAGAGGAUGGUCCUGCAGAGCGGUGUGGAAAAAUGAGGAUUGGUGAUGAAAUUUUAGAGAUCAAUGGCGAGACCACCAAAAACAUGAAGCAUUCUCGGGCUAUAGAACUGAUUAAGAAUGGUGGCCGCAGAGUGCGUCUGUUUCUGAAACGGGGAGACGGCUCGGUACCAGAAUAUGACCCCAGCAGCGACCGGCACGGCCCCGCCGGGGCACAAGGUGUUCCGGAAAUGAGGGCGGGGCCGCCCGAGCGCCGCCAGCAUCCGCCCGCGGAGCCCAGCUACCCACCCGACCUUCACCCAUCCUCACCCCCGGGGGAGAAGCGGGCGCCCGGGAGAGAUGCCAAGGGCAGCAGGGAGUACAGCAGGCCACCCAGCGAGCACCACACGUGGAACGGGACUUCCAGGAAGCCCGAGAGCGGGGCGUGCAGACCCAAGGAGCGGGCGCCGGAGGGGCGCCGGGACGGCGCGGCCGAGAGGACGGCGGCGCCCAACGGGCCCCGCAGGCGGUCCCCGGAGAAGCGGCGGGAGGGCACCCGCAGCGCCGACAACACCCUGGAGAGGAGGGAGAAGCACGAGCGGCGCAGGGACGCCGCGUCCCCCGAGAGGAGGCGCGAGCGCUCGCCCACCCGACGGCGGGACAGCUCGCCCAGCCGGCGGCGCCGCUCCCUCGAGAGGCUCCUGGAGCCCCGGCGCUCGCCGGAGCGGCGCGCCAAGUCCACCGACCGCAGGCGGGUGCGCUCCCCCGAGCGGAGGCGGGAGCGCUCCCUGGAGAAGAGGACCCGGGAGGAGCGGGGCGGCCAGCGGGCCCGGGAGGAGCCGGGCCCGAAGCCCGAGGGCGGCCGGAGUUCCAGGCACCCCCCGGAGCAGAGGCGGCGCCCCUACAAGGAGUGUAGCACCGACCUCAGCAUCUGAGACGCCCCCGCCGGCCUUUUCCGUGUCGAAGGUUCCCGGCGGCGGGGGGUGGGGGCAGCGGACGGGCCCGCCAAGAAUCUCACUCCUGACUUUCUCGAAGCGUCUGGCGGUCCUGGGAAUUAGCAACAGACACUUAGGCGUUUGCGAUCUUCUAAGAAAAAGAUAUAUCUGAAAAGUAUUGUGCCUGAUGUAUAAUAGUAAAGAAAGUAUUUUUAAAUGCAUACUUUUUUUGGGGGGGGAAAUUAUUUGCCAAAUGUUGCCCCCAAGGGAUAUCAGUUUCAUUUCUACAUAAGCUGUAGAACUGGCAAGAAUCGUUCCCUUUCGGGGGGCCAUCUUUUUCUCCUGGUUAAAUGGGGCUGUUGAUCAUUUUCUCUAAGUAAGAAAAAUUAUUGAUUCAGUUGAAUUAAUUUGAUAUAGACUUUAUGUAGUGAUGUAGCGCUAUCCUAUAGUUAGGCAUUUUUCUUAUUGAAAAAAAAAAAGAGCAAAAGGCAAAAGUUAUAUUUGUAAAAGCUGAGGACUCGGGGUGGAUUAGGAUUGCCCAUAAUCCUAAAAUUAUGCAGACUGUAUAAAGAGACUACUAUUGGGAAUGAAGGAUAUUUAUAGCUAAAUUACAUAGCACAACGAAAUGGUAUGUGUUUGUGUUAGAGUUGAUUCAGAAAACAAUCUGUACUCUCCUUGGUCAGAGAAAGGAACAGAGAGGAGAAGGUUCGCUGCCCUGCCUUUACCAGAGCAGCACCAGCAGGAAAAUGGGUAGGUUCAUUAGCAUCACCAAGAUCUAGUAAGAUCUCAUUAAGGCAGUACCUUCACCACUUAGCUCAACCAGUAGAAGGACCGGACAAAAGACACUUGCUGUGCUGUCUUGUCUGAGUUGAGGCUGAAGAGAUAGAGUGGGGACAAUAUGCCCACUGUAUGAGAGCCAUAAAAUUCCCCAGACAUAAAAUAUGUUUCCCGCUUUCAGCAUAAGCCCAUAGUUGCUCUUGCCACGCUGGGGAGGAGGGGAUAAAUGUUGGUGGAAGGAACCUCUCCGUUUUCAAAAGUGAGCAUCAUUUGGAUGCCGUUCUUUAGAAAUGCCCUUUCCUCUUUGAAACCAUCCGAAAUGUCUCCAGGAUGACGAAGCGGGAACGAGGCUGAGCUCUCAGACAUUCUAGAUCUAGUUGGCUAGAUCUAGAGGCUCUACCCUCAUGACACUGUCCUUUGAGUCUUUGGAUGCAAAACAAAAAAUGUGGAGUUUUUUAUUGUUGUUUUCUUUAAAAGACCCACUUGCAGUCCCACAGGUCUGGUUGGGUCAGCUGUAGCCCCAGGAUGGUUGAAAUAGAUUACUGCCUAGCUGAGCCAAAAUGUUUGCUUGUACCUGUUGGAUCACUACAGCAAACUGCUGCUUACAAUGCAUUGUGUAUUUCUGUAGUACUGUUUUGCAUUUUCCAUACAAACACAAAACUUUGCAAGUCAAUCACUGUUGUUCUACGGUACUGUUUUAAAAAAAAAUUUUAAAAACAAAACAAAAAAUGGAGAAAACCAGCCGAUUAUUGUGUGUACAGAGUUUAAAACUGUAAUUAAUAGAGCCUGUUUAAAAAAAAAAUAACUGUUGCCUUUUUUCUUGUAUAAAAGAGAAUUUAUGACAAAAAAUUUAGCUGUGAGGAAUGUGAUAUGUGUUUAUAUUUCUGAAUAUGGAACAAAUUGAUUCAUUGGGAUAUAUUUUAAUGUAAACUAAAUCAGGUAUGUAAAUCUGUUUUAAAAUGGGAGACUUAUAAGUAAUUCUCUAAGCUUUAGUUGAGUUGAGUAUCAUCAUUUCCACCAUGGUGAGACUGCUUGUGAAUUAUUAAGCACUUGUUUGCAUUCUCUGUUCUUCACUCAUUUCUUGCUGUGUGCUAUGGACAUAAUGCUCUUUCUGUAUUGAUGAGAAGCAGUAUGUGGGCCAAUCUUUUUAUAAAACACUAUGCAUAUAUAAAUAUUACAUUGUUUAUAGCUUUAUUUGAUUUGUGGAUUUAUAUGUAGUGUUAGAAUAAAUAGCUGUAGUUGUGUGAACAUUCACAAAACAAGCUCCUUACCUGAACAGACACAAUAUACACUCUAGAACUAAAAAGAAGGAGAAGGUCUGUGACUGCUAUUUUUUAUCAAAAUUUUCCACGCACAGAACACACUGAGGGAGAAUACACCUGAAUAAUAUCAUUUUUCAUCAAUUUCCUAAGAGCUAGUUUGGAAGAUUUAUUCCUAAGACUUCACUGCUAGGAAUUUUCUCACUUAAAAAAUAAAUCUGUAGUGUUAAAUGAUCAAUGUGUUCAGUUAUGGUGUAGAGAGUUAAAUAAAUGAAAUCAAGGUGGAUUUUGGACUAUAUCCUGAGGUCUACAUCUUGACGUCUUUCUUGCUUUCAGAGAUGAUAUUUGACACUUGUGCUACUCACCUGAGCUUGAUCUAUGUGCUAAUAUCCUGGACUCGCCUCAGUUUAUGAAGACUUGGGGUAGUAGUUUCAUCUGAGUUCCACACAUCUGAUUUGCUUUGUACAGGAAAUAUGUAUGCAUUAGGUAGAAAGAUAAUCUCUAAACUACUGUAACAUUAAGUUAGAGACUGAUCUUUGUGAGCCUACUGUCCCUGAUAUCUCACUUCUGGUAAAUGUCUGGACAAGAGAUGAUAAAGAAGUAUUUUAUAUGAUCAACUCAAACCAUUUAGGAAUUCCUUUCCUACCUAAUACACAAUUGACGACUGAAAGAAUAUUGAUGGGAGAACUCCAUUCUCUACUUGUAUUUUUGACUUCUUUUAUGAGAGAUUUUUUAAUGCAUCUUUUACUGUAAAAUUACAUGGAACUGUAUGCAUUCCUUAUCCACCAUUGCUUCUGGAUUUUUUUUUUCUCAGUGUUGUCUCAAAUGUAUCAAGGUCAAGAAAUCAAGUGAGAGAGUCUGGUUUCUAGUGUUUGAUAGAUCAUAGUAUGUUCUUGUCUAUGAGCUAUCAAUAAAC
This is a messenger RNA of Sorex araneus (European shrew), 7396 nucleotides long. RefSeq names its product membrane associated guanylate kinase, WW and PDZ domain containing 1 (gene MAGI1). Gene Ontology annotation, cellular component: cytoplasm. The record is from RefSeq and is a predicted model, not a curated record. Gene Ontology annotation, biological process: signal transduction. Bases 17 to 4444 code for a protein of 1475 amino acids. Gene Ontology annotation, molecular function: protein binding. The transcript is spliced from 23 exons. Lineage: Eukaryota; Metazoa; Chordata; Mammalia; Eulipotyphla; Soricidae.